AUGCAGGCUCUGGCUGCGGAGAAGCCUCAGUGGGAUGUGGGGAGGCAGCCAUCGGGCAAGAUUCUCUCGCUGGACAGGCAAGGGGCCAAGAAGGUGCUGGAGAUCUACGUCAGGCGCUCGCUGAGCUGCUGUGAAAACUCGCUGGUGGCCAAAAAAACACUUCAGGAGAGAGCUGGAGGGCAAGGGAAGAAGGCAGGUGGGCUGCAACGGUCAAAAAGCGACUUCUGCAAGUAUUCGAGUGCCAAACUCGGCCCCAAGAAGGACCAGGAGGAGGGACCCAAAGCAUCAGACCAGGACAAAGCUCUGGAUGAUGAGACCAAAGCUCCUGGGGAGGUCCCUAAAGAGGAGCCGGAGCCCAAGAGGAAAAGCACAAAAAACUCUUCCCAGGGCAAAAUCCAACGUACCUGGUUCAAAAGUGUCUUAAAUUUCUUCUUCAAGAAGAGCCCUGAGGACCAGAAGGAAAAUGCGGGGCAAAAAGUAAAGGAAAAAGAUGCCAAAGCUCCUCACAGCUCCAAACCAGAAGGGGCUAGAAGACCCAGAGGGGACUCAAACACAUCCCCACGGCUGGGCAAAGCCCCAAAGAGAAGGUCCAGCCUCAAGAAGGUUUUCUCCUUCAAGAAGCAUGCAGAUGAGGAGCGGGGAGAGGCGGCAGCCGGGGCGAGGGCCAAGCGACCCAGCUGCCUUCCCCUGCGGCACGUCCAGGCGCCGACCACUCCAGAUGCAGAGCAGCCCGACGGUUACUACGCACGCGUCUCGGAAGAGAUCGGGCUGAUCGUGCAGGGCAGCGAGAGCCAGGGGAGCAGAGCGCGUGGAUGCGGGGAGCCGCCGCGGCCGGCCAGUGCCGACGGGCUUGACGAAGCCAUCAGGAGAAUCGUCGCCCUGCUCCAGAGUGCGGGAGAUGAGCUGGACAGGCAGGUGAAGGAAGACGCACGGCUACGGAUGUUCUUCAGAGACAUGUCCUACAGCUCCUUCAAGAACUUGGCUGAUGCCUACGUCCACAAGGAAAUGACGGCCAGCAGACCCGACGUCAACCCCCAAGAGAUCCAGUUUGCCUUCGCGGUGCACCUCACCGCCAAGGUGGCGGGCAUCUGCAACCAGGCAGUGAACCGGAUCAUGGGCUUCGGCACUCGCUACCUGGAAGAUUCAUUUGCACCCUUGUCCUACAGCAAAAUCCUCCAGGAGGACAUCGUCUCCCCUCGGCACGUGGGACACGCCUGCCAGGCAAAACACCGGUCCCGUGGGAUCGUCUGCGCCUUUCCCGAAGCUUGGCAGCUGGGGCUGGGCUUGGCUGAGGACCUGCGAGUGCUGAGCGAAGCGGGAGCAUCCUACGCCUCUUCCGCGCAGCGUCUGUCGAAUUCCCUCGGGGCCUGA
Messenger RNA from Phaethon lepturus (White-tailed tropicbird), 1371 nucleotides. RefSeq lists its product as uncharacterized. Bases 1 to 1371 code for a protein of 456 amino acids. The transcript is spliced from 6 exons. Lineage: Eukaryota; Metazoa; Chordata; Aves; Phaethontiformes; Phaethontidae. Gene Ontology annotation, biological process: regulation of apoptotic process. The record is from RefSeq and is a predicted model, not a curated record.